CGCGCCGAAGAAGAAGAAGAAGAAGAAGAAGGCAACAUGGCGGACGUGGUGAGUGUCGAAGUCAACCUGGACGCUUUCUCGCACGCUAUCAGCGGGAUUCAGGCGCUCCGCUCCAGCGUGAGCCGCGUCUUCGAGUCCCUGAAGGAUGGCAUGAAGAACCGGGAUACCUUAGAAAACCGGGAGAAACAAUUUAUAGCCGAAUUCCAGGACAAUCUGCAGGCGGUCAACAGAGACCUGAACGAGUUGGAGCGCCUCAGUGGUCUUGUUGGUCGACCAUCCGAGUCUCAUCCGCUCCACAACAGUGGACUUCUUAGUCUGGACCCGGUUCAGGACAAAACUCCUCUUUACUCUCAGCUGCUGCAGGCCUACAAAUGGUCCAACAAGUUGCAGUACCACGCAGGCCUGGCCUCCGGUUUGUUGAACCAGCAGUCACUCAAGCGGUCAGCCAAUCAGAUGGGAGCUUCAGCCAAAAGACGGCCUAAGGUCCAGCCCAGCACGCUGGUCCUUCCCCCUCAGUAUGUGGACGACGUCAUCUCUCGGAUCGGAAGGAUGUUUCCCGACAUGACAAUUGAACUGUUCCGACCUAACGGAACGUCUGCCGUGCUGCUGGUGACCCUGGGCAAGGUGCUGAAAGCGAUCGUUGUGAUGCGUUCACUGUUCAUAGACAGAACCUUGGUCCGAGGCUUCAACGAGAACGUUUACAACGAUGACGGAAAGCUGGACAUCUGGACCAAGUCCCAGCACCAAGUCUUCCAGAAGGUAACGGACCACGCCACCACCGCACUGCUGCACUACCAGCUGCCCCAGAUGCCCGAGGUGGUGGUACGCUCCUUCAUGACUUGGCUGAGGAGCUACAUCAAACUCUUCCAGUCUCCCUGUCAGCGAUGUGGUCACUUCCUGCAGGACGGACUUCCUCCAACGUGGAGGGACUUUAGGACCCUGGAGGCCUUCCACGACACCUGCCGCAUGUGACUCUCUUUUCUUGCAAUAAACUUAGACUAUUUUUCUACACAAGGCGUUGUUUGGUCAUGCAGGAUAGUCACAUGACAUAGAAAAGGACUCUUGUAUGGUGGAGUUGCCAGACGGAAGCCAUUCUUAAGUCAAAAGUUUGCCAAAAUGCACCUGAAAGACUCUCAGACCGUGAGAAACUAAACUCUCUGGUCUGAUGAGACAAAGAUUGAAGUCUUUGGCGUCACGUUUGGAGGAAACCAGACAUCGAUACCAUCCCUACGGUGACGCAUGGUGGUGGCAGCAUCAUGAUGUGGGGAUGGUUUUCAGCAGCAGGAACUGGGAGACUAUUCAGGAUAGAGGGAAAGAUGAAUGCAGCAAUGUACAGACACAUCCUGGAUGAAAACCUCCCCAUUGAACCUGAUGGAGCUUGAGAGGUGCUGCCCAAAGA
Nerophis lumbriciformis (worm pipefish) is the source of this 1399-nucleotide messenger RNA. RefSeq names its product mediator complex subunit 27 (gene med27). Gene Ontology annotation, molecular function: transcription coactivator activity. The record is from RefSeq and is a predicted model, not a curated record. Lineage: Eukaryota; Metazoa; Chordata; Actinopteri; Syngnathiformes; Syngnathidae. Gene Ontology annotation, biological process: regulation of transcription by RNA polymerase II. Gene Ontology annotation, cellular component: mediator complex.